CCCUCUUAUUUCCUGUUUCUGUCUCUCUCUUUCUCUCUCUCUCUCUCUCUCGCUCGCAUACAUCAGCCAAAAAGAGGAGGAAGUCUGGAACUCCCUUGAAGGAAGAGUGGCCUGAGCGAGAUGCAGCAGCACCUCAUGCAGAUGCAGCCCAUGAUGGCAGCCUAUGCCUCCCCAAAUCAAGUCACCACUGAUAUCAUCCAGCAGGUGCUCCUUCCGUCCCCCCUGUUCCUCCUCCUCAACCAAGCCUUCUUUGUCACCCGUUCCUUGUACUUGGAUGAGAAUAAGCAGUUGAUUCUGGCUAUUUUGGACAACCAAAAUGCAGGGAAAGCUGAUGAAUGUGCUGAGAAUCAAGCCAAGCUUCAAAGAAAUCUCAUGUACCUUGCUGCCAUUGCUGAUAGCCAACAACAAGUUCCUACCAUUGCCCAGUUUCCCCCAAGUACUGUCAUGCAAUCAGCCCCUCGCCAUGUUCAAUACCAGCAAGCCCAGCAGAUGACACCUCAGUCACUUAUGGCUGCACGAUCAUCAAUGCUGUAUGCGCAAUCGCCGAUAUCCGCCUUACAGCAGCAGCAGCAGGCAGCACUGCAUACCCAGCUUGGAGUGAGCCCUGGAGGGAACAGCGGGUUCAACAUGCUUCACGGCGAGGCCAGUGUAGGAGGUAACGGGCCACCAGCAGCUGGAGUGUUCUCCGACUUCGGCCGCAGCAGUUCAGCGAAGCAAGAAACUGGGAUUGCAUUAACGACUGAAGGACGUGGGAACAACUCAGGGAGGCAAAACGGCGAUGGCACGGAGCCUCUGUACCUGAAGGGCUCGGAAGAGGAAGCAAACUAGUAUGUAGCUAUUCUGGCAUCAAUCAACUUCUUAUGUUGCAACUUCUUAUUAAGUGUUCGACUUAUAACUGCCAUUCCUCAUCGCAAUGGUGCGCUCGAAAUGGUGGACGUUGACCUGAUGUUGCUAAUACCCAUCAGAUUUUCCACUUGAUCCAUCAGAUCUACAAUUAGCAUGUCAAGGAAGCAGUAGAUGUUUUGCUUGAAACACUUUGUACUGACUCUACGGUAUUAGUAAUAGUAGUUGUUCUGGCCA
Musa acuminata AAA Group (dessert banana) is the source of this 1080-nucleotide messenger RNA. RefSeq names its product GRF-interacting factor 1-like. The transcript has 4 exons. The record is from RefSeq and is a predicted model, not a curated record. The coding region runs from base 121 to 828 and encodes 235 amino acids. Lineage: Eukaryota; Viridiplantae; Streptophyta; Magnoliopsida; Zingiberales; Musaceae.